ACUCAGCUGGGGAAGCCAAAUAAAACAAAGAGUGCAUUCAAAUGUGGAUUGCAUCAGUUCCCUUUUGCAGGAAAUGCCAAACGCCUGCCCAAGGCGAGGAGGAGACUCUUUCCGGGUCAGUUUUCACUUUCUCUCUGCCUCCCUCUCUCUGCCUUCGCUUUGUUUUCACUUCCAGGGCAAGAGAGCCUUCUCUCCCCCCCUUUGCAAAGAAGACUGGGGCAGCCGACAUGUUUCCUUGCCUUGCCUUUGCGCAUUUUUGAAGGGUCCCGGAUUGGAUCCUGGUUUUAUUGGGAUUUUAUUGCAAGAUAUAUUUUUGCAAAUAAUUAUUUGCAUUUUUUUUUUGGUUUUGGUUUUUCUUCCCUUUGCCAGGUUGAAAGCUAUGGGGAGACUUUGGGGAGCCCUCGAUUUUGGCGUGGGUUUGGUUUAAGUCUGUGUUUUAUUCAUAGGAUUUUAAAGGAAUUCCAGAUACAUUUUUUUUUAAAAAAAAAACCCUGCACUUUUUUUUAGCAUCCUUUGCAAUUCCCCUUUUCUUGCCAUUGAGUGCAUUUAUUUAAAAACUCGGGUGUAUAUUGAAGAAGCAGGAGGACAAAAGGAAGGAAAUACACACACACAUACACACAUGAAUAAUUGAGACAUAAUUUCCACCGGAAUGCGGAGUGGCUUCGGAUCCGUCUCGUGUGAACCCAAAGCGAAGUGAAUCAGUCACUGGCAAGAAUCGGUUCCCUGGUUGGAUCCAAAGGGAGACCCGGUUUUCUCCUGGGCCAUGGGAAGGCCCCAAGGUUUAAGGACCUGGACACGUGUUAAUGAUAUUCCAUGUAUGAUUUUUCCACUUGUGGAGCUGUUGAAUACCUUUGGCAGAACUGUAUCUAAGUUAACAUAAUUCUUCAGUCCAGUGAGCGUCAGAAGAUGGCUCCAUUAACCCGCAAGAGCUCGGCUGAACGUAAGGCAGAAGCAAUCUACUGUGCCUGGAAAGGACAGCUCUUCAUUCAAGAUCAGCAGAUCUCUGACAUUGCUCUCCGAUCAUCAUGUAGAUUUUCUAUCCCAGCACAGCUGCCAACCAAACUAGAGAUCAGACAUGCUGUAGCUGUAUCUGAAUUGAGAAAAAAACUGCCUGAGGAAGCAUUUCGAAUAAAAAAUUAUUCCAGUCAUGAAGUCGAAUGUCAAGACUUAUUAUUCUGUUUAUACGAAGUGGAAAUAUUGAAUCAAAAUGAACCAAAAGUGGUGCUGUUAAUAGACAGCUUGAAAGAAAAAAAGCUG
Molecule: messenger RNA, 1257 nt
Organism: Anolis carolinensis (green anole)
Lineage: Eukaryota; Metazoa; Chordata; Lepidosauria; Squamata; Anolidae
Product: protein TASOR 2-like
Biological process (GO): negative regulation of gene expression, epigenetic
Cellular component (GO): nucleoplasm
Source: RefSeq, a predicted model, not a curated record